Elaeis guineensis (African oil palm) is the source of this 2310-nucleotide messenger RNA. Its product is annotated as putative disease resistance RPP13-like protein 3. NCBI's taxonomy places the organism in Eukaryota, Viridiplantae, Streptophyta, Magnoliopsida, Arecales, Arecaceae. The record is from RefSeq and is a predicted model, not a curated record. Gene Ontology annotation, biological process: defense response to other organism. Gene Ontology annotation, molecular function: ADP binding.
UAUGUUUGCUUGGGUUUCAGUUUCUCAGAGCUACCGAGUUAUUGAGAUAUUGAAGGACAUCAUGAACAAAGUAAUGGGAAUCAAAAAGAAAGAAACAACUACAGGAAUUACAGUAGAAGACUUCGAGCAGAUGGGUGAAGAAGAAGUGAGACAGCAUCUCCGUGAUUUCCUAAGAGACAAAAAGUAUUUGGUCGUGAUGGAUGAUGUAUGGACUGUGGAUGUUUGGAGACAAAUUCAUCAAGUCUUUCCUAAUGUGAACAACGGCAGCAGCAGAAUACUGCUUCCCACUCGUAACAUGGAAGUUGCUAGACAUGCGGAGCCAUGGAUUCCUCCGCAUGAACUGCACCUUUUGAAUGACACACACAGUUUGGAACUCUUCUGCAGGAAGGCAUUUCCAGCAAACCAAGAUGUCCGAACUGAGUUGGAGCCAUUGGCCCAGAAGCUUGCAAAGAGGUGUGGCGGACUUCCUCUUGCACUUGUGGUGUUAGGGGGCCUUAUGUCGAGGAAAGAUCCUAGCUACGAUACGUGGUUGAGAGUAGCUCAGAGCAUGAACUGGGAAUCCAGUGGAGAGGGGCAGGAAUGCCUCAGUAUAUUGGGUUUAAGUUACGACGACUUGCCAUAUCAAUUAAAACCAUGUUUCUUGUACAUCACUGCAUUCCCAGAGGACUCUAUUAUCCCUGUUUCCAAAUUAGUGAGGUUGUGGAUCGCCGAAGGUUUCAUACUAGAGGAGCAGAGACAGACAAUGGAAGACACCGCAAGGGAUUGGUUGGAUGAGUUGGUGCAGAGGUGCAUGAUCCAAGUUGUAAAGAGAAGUGUGACUCGUGGGCGGGUUAAGAGCAUACGCAUCCAUGAUAUGUUACGCGACUUCGGACUAUUAGAAGCUAGGAAGGAUGGAUUUCUUCAUGUUUGCAGUACCGACGCCGUAGUAUCGAGUCAUCGUGUAGCUUUCCAUGAUCGGAUAAAUGAGGAGGUUGCUGUUUCCUCACCACAUCUCCGAACAUUACUGGGCUCCAAUUUAAUUUUGACUAAUGCGGGAAGAUUUUUGAAUGGGUUAAACUUAUUAAGGGUGCUGGAUUUGGAGGGUGCAAGAGAUCUUAAGAAGCUACCGAAACAGAUGGGCAACAUGAUUCAUCUACGGUACCUGGGAUUGAGAAGGACUGGUUUGAAGAGACUACCAUCCUCAAUAGGACAUCUCCUCAAUCUGCAGACUCUGGAUGCGAGAGGAGCAUACAUUUCAUGGCUUCCGAAAUCAUUUUGGAAAAUCCGGACGCUGAGGCAUGUAUAUAUCAAUAGACGUAUGUUUCUAAGCGCACCAAUAAUUGGCGAUCACAAGAACUGGCAGACUCUGAAAAUCACAUGGAUCUAUGUGGAUGUUAUGGAUAUGAUCCGUUUAGGGGGCAUAAGAUUCAUCAAGAAUUGGGUUACUACAUCAGACUCUGCAGAGAUGGCAUGCGAAAGAAUAUUUAGUGAAGCAUUCGGAAAAUCACUCGAGAAAAUGGACAGCCUCUUCUCCUUUAGUAUGACUAUGAGAGAAUUGCCGAGAGACAUCUUCUUCGCACAUGCACGACACCUGCAGAAGCUCCGCUCAUUAUAUCUGAUAGGACCGUUCCAACAGCAGCAGUUCCCGGACAGCAGUCAAUUCCCACCAAACCUCACCAAGCUCAUGUUAGAGGGUUCUACAUUGGAGCAAGACCCAAUGCCAGUGCUGGAGAAGCUGCCAAACCUCAGGCUUCUUGCACUACGCUGGGGUGCAUAUGCAGGGCGGAGCAUGUCGUGUUCUGCUGGUGGCUUUCCUCGACUGCAACACUUGAUAUUAUCAUGUCUCAAUGAUUUAGAGGAAUGGAGAGUGGGGGUUGGGGCAAUGCCCUGCCUCACCCACUUGACUAUCGAUGGAUGCAGGAAAUUGAAGAUGCUUCCCGAGGGAUUGCAGCACGUGACCACCCUUCGGGAACUGAAGCUGAUUGAAAUGUAUUGUGAGUUCAUUGAUAGGGUCAGAAAUGAGGAUGGGUACAAGGUUCGACACAUCCCCUCCACUAUUUUCGAACAUUAAUACUCCACCUUGCAGGAUGCAGGUGAUGAGGUUUCAACGAUUUCUUGAACAUGUUCAUGGAGACAUUUCUGGCUAUUUCCUAUGGAACCGUCAAACUAUUGAUUGUAUUAGUUCUUCAUGUCAUUUUCACAUCAUAUGUUUCUUUAGAUUUGAUGGAGUUGUUAAUUGUCUAUAAUAUAUUUAACAAUGCUUUUCCACAUGAACUAUUUCAACUUGUGAAUGCUUGUUCAGUAGCAACCUUAGAAACCAUAUCUUCAACA